Dromiciops gliroides (monito del monte) is the source of this 920-nucleotide messenger RNA. It is a transcript of the gene HOXB6, whose product is annotated as homeobox B6. The record is from RefSeq and is a predicted model, not a curated record. Gene Ontology annotation, cellular component: nucleus. Gene Ontology annotation, biological process: regulation of transcription by RNA polymerase II; anterior/posterior pattern specification. Gene Ontology annotation, molecular function: RNA polymerase II cis-regulatory region sequence-specific DNA binding; DNA-binding transcription factor activity, RNA polymerase II-specific. The transcript has 2 exons. Bases 236 to 907 code for a protein of 223 amino acids. Lineage: Eukaryota; Metazoa; Chordata; Mammalia; Microbiotheria; Microbiotheriidae.
GUCCCUCGUGCGAGCCCUGCUCCUCAUGGGUGCUAUUUGGCAAUUCCUGCUUCUGCUAUUGGUCAGUGUUUGAUCAUAUGGUUGUAUUUCCUUCUGUCCCUCACUGGCACCUCGCCAUCCCCCUUCAGCUAAAACCCAAUCUCGGAUAUACUACUAAUAGCUAAGGCGCUCGGACUAUAAAACACAACAAAUCAUAAAAGCCCGCUCAGCAGCACCGGCCGCGCCUCCCCUCCCAAUGAGUUCCUAUUUUGUGAACUCCACCUUCCCGGUUACUCUGUCCAACGGACAGGAGUCGUUCCUGGGUCAGCUCCCGCUGUACUCCUCGGGCUAUGCGGAUCCUUUAAGACACUACCCCGCGGCGUAUGGGACCGGGGCGGUCCAGGACAAGGGCUUUGCCUCUUCUUCCUACUACCCACCGGCGAGCGGGGGCUAUGCCCGGGCUGCGGCUUGUGACUACGGGCCAGCCGGCUUCUAUAGGGAGAAAGAGUCUGCCUGCGCUCUCUCCAGCGGCGAAGAGCCUGCCCCCUUCCACCCCGAGUCGAGGAAGUCAGACUGCGCCCAAGACAAAAAUGUUUUCGGAGAGAGUGAGGAGCAGAAGUGUUCCACGCCUGUCUAUCCUUGGAUGCAGCGGAUGAAUUCAUGCAACAGUUCUUCUUUUGGGCCCAGCGGGCGGCGAGGCCGUCAGACAUACACCCGCUACCAGACCCUGGAACUGGAGAAGGAGUUCCACUACAAUCGCUACCUGACCCGGAGAAGACGUAUCGAGAUCGCGCACGCCCUGUGCCUGACCGAGAGACAGAUCAAAAUCUGGUUCCAGAACCGACGGAUGAAAUGGAAGAAGGAGAACAAGAUGCUCAACUCUUCCCAGCUCAGCCCGGAGGCAGAGGAAGAAAAGCCCACAGAGUGAUCUACAGGAAGGA